AUGUGCCUUGACAGCGCACUCGUGCCUCCCUACCAUCCCCUGCCUCACAUCUCACUCUGUCUCCGAUCUGAGCCUGACACGGCUGUCAGCUCGGUACCCCUUUGCUCUAGCGCCUUCGAUAUCGCCGCUGUCUUGAAGGAGCAUAGCGAGGCUGAGAUUGCCACAGAGGAAGGGGAGGAGGAUGUUUCCUUAGGCCACCAAGCCCAGCCGCUGUCCCCGCUCGCCGACCUUUCUGAGCCAUCCGGCGCCAAGGCGACCUCACUCGAGCGGAAAAGAACGAGAAAGGGAGGGGGCAGCGAGGGUGACAAGCAAAACAGCGGGGCGGCAGGACGGGACACAGAAGCUUCUACCUUCCAGCCUCUCCUGAACGAUUAUAUAACAACCCUGCAACGCACCCAUCCAACGACACCCUUUGUCUCCAUAUCCCACCGCCACCAUGUCAUCCGGGACCCAGCUUCGUCGAGGCCAUCCCAGUGCGUACCUCACCACCAUUUUGUUGUCACUCGCAUUGAUUUCCACACAGUCACUCUUGGUCUCGUCAUCCUACUUGCCAUCUUUGAGCUCGCACUCUCCGCCUGGCUCACAUCCAAGUUCAAUGCCUUGCACCACUACCAAAAUCCCUCAGAGGGCGAUCGCGUCCGGUUCACCCUCCUCACGUCCACAUGGACUAUUCUCACGUCGGGGAUGCUCAUCCUCCUGUUCAUGCACUCGCCCGACGGCUCGUUGACCGUCAUCGACGCAUCGCUCGGCGGCUGCUUCACACCGGACGUUCUCUUGGACACCCUACGGCGGUGCGGGCAGCUGCGCAGCCUAGCUCUUCAACUCGGGGCGGACCGAUCCGGCGGCACGUUUGUCCCGCAUCACACCUCGCUGCCCUACCUCUCGGACCUGAAGAUGACCGUAACAGCAGUCAAUCUGACCGAGUUGUUCGACUGUCUGACGCUGCCCUGUCUGGACAAGCUCAUGGUGCAUUACAACGAUGCACCUCACGUGGCGGAUGACGCUCGAGCCUUGGACCGUCUGCUUAUCCGCUCAAAAGCGUUCCUGAAACGACUCGAUCUCGCGGAUCCACAGCACCCCGGGAUCGAAUGGCAUCUUUCCUGGCUUCAGAUGCGAAGCAUGCAGCGCCUGGAGGAGCUGUACAUGCAUAUCGCGCUCGACGAUGCAUUCGUCGCCGCCCUCACUCUCCGUCCCGACCUCCCAUCCUCGCUGUUUCCUGGUCUGCGCACGCUCUAUCUCCACGACGCGGAAGCCGGCCAGCACCUCAACGAUCUCGAGCUAUACCGCAUGGUCGUCUCACGGAUCGUUCCGUUGACGAUAGUCGCUCUGCUGGUUCGCAUUGCUGGCCAUCAUGCGGCCCCAGCUCUUCCGUUCUUGAUCGAGCGUUGCAAAAAUCACAUAAGUCUUGCCCUGACAUUGCUGCCCUGCGGAGAUCCGACGGCAAAGACCGGGCGAUAUCUGCCGCCGCCGAUGGCAGGAGGAUAUUGCGUGGAGUGA
Molecule: messenger RNA, 1497 nt
Organism: Mycena citricolor
Lineage: Eukaryota; Fungi; Basidiomycota; Agaricomycetes; Agaricales; Mycenaceae
Source: the annotation of a GenBank genome assembly